Messenger RNA from Aureobasidium vineae, 1140 nucleotides. Lineage: Eukaryota; Fungi; Ascomycota; Dothideomycetes; Dothideales; Saccotheciaceae. The record is from the annotation of a GenBank genome assembly.
AUGCCGCCAACUGCACACCACUUUACUCCGGUCUAUCCUCUGCAUGAGCCUCAGCAGUCAUUUCGUAGCAAGCAAUAUGCUCCUCCUAGGAAGCGGAAAAGACAACAAGACCCCGACGACGACGAUGAAACUGAUGAUUCUGAUUCACACAUCGAACUUCUUCAGCCCUCAGUUUCAUCUCACGACAUCAAUGACCCUUACCGUGUUGCCGGAUGGCCUGAAAGUAUGCCAUUGCCUGGAUCAUCAUUUCCUCAUGCCCCUGCUGUCAAACAGAAAAGCCGCCAACCAUUGUCCAACACUCUCCAGAAUGAGCUUGCAACUCUGAACCCUCCCUUGUACGUCCCGCCUCCAGGCGAACAAGAUUCCACUUCAUCGCUUCGCCGUCAUCAUCUAGGUGUGCUCACUACCAUAUUGCACACAAGUCUUUUGAAACAUGACUUUGUGCGUGCAGGCAGAGCAUGGGGUAUGAUCUUGCGUACCAGUGUCGUUGGUCGACCAUUCGACGUGCGCACACAUGGUCGAUGGGGUAUUGGUGCUGAAAUUUUGAUGCGAAAAUUCUCGCCUCAGAACGACUCUCAGGAGGAGCUCGGCAAUGCAUCAACGAUAAGUGAUCAAGGGCUUGAGGCAGCAAGAGACUAUUACGAACGCUUGAUCCUGCAGUUCCCCUUUCAAAAAACAAACCCGAAUGCGGUAUCAUCGCUAACUUUCUAUCCUGCAAUGUUCGGUCUCUGCAUUUAUGAGAUUCAACAGAAAUGCACUCGGGCUCUUAGAAGCGUUCGCAACUCUUCGCCAGAGGUGGAUCGAUCCGACUCUGAAUUGGAGCCAACCCAGGAUCAGGGUUCAGAAGGUAUCGCUGCCAUCAAACGAUCCGAGCUAGACUCUGCAGCACGCCUUGCAGCUCGUAUGGAUGAGUUGAUGUUGUCUCCUCCUUUUGACACAUACCCUCUACUCUUGCAGUUAAGAGGGUCAGUAGCACUUUGGCUAGCGGAUCUCUACACGACCACAGCCGAGUCGAAUGAUGGUGAUGAUGAGAACAAGGAGCGUGCUUCCAUGGAGCGCUCCAAGGCCAAAAGAUGUAUAGAUAGGAUGAAAGCCGCAGGUGUGGCGGUACCUGAACUAAUGAUGAACGUGCUGGACUGA